CAAGUACUCUGUUAGCUCUCCACCUCCGUCGUCUGUAAAUUCCUCUCUCUCUCUCUCUCUCUUUCUCCCCGAACAGAAAAAUGGGUAAAGAUCGAAACGGCAGCGUUUCAAAUAGACGAAGCAGAAGUUCCGAGAAAGAGGAGAGACGCAGCAGAAGUUCCGAGAAAGAGGAAGAAAACGAGAGAAAAUCCGAGAAAGCGAGCGAAAUUUUGAAUUCCGAGUCCGAAGAAGAAGACAGGAAACGCAGUAAAUCUACAAGAAAAGAGCGGGAAAUCUCUGAUUCCGGGAAUGAAAAGCACGUGAAAAGGGAUAGACGACGGAGGAGAUCCCGGAGGCAGUACAAUAGCGAGGAGGGUACGGAUUCGGAGUCCGAGUCGGAAUCGGAGGAGAGCGGGUCGGAUUCGGAGUCGGAGAGUGAGAGCGAGAGUGACGGGAGGAGGAAAAGGAGGAGGAGGAGAGAGAAAGACGAGGACAGAGAAAGGAAGAAGAGGAAGAGAGAGAAGGAAAGGAAGAGGAGGAGGAGAGAGAGGGAGGAAGAGAGGAAGAAGAAGGAGAAGAGAAAGAAGAAGAGGAAGGAGAAGAAGGAGAAAGGAAAUGUAGGAGCGGUGACGAAUUCGUGGGGGAAGUAUGGGAUCAUCAGAGAAACUGAUAUGUGGAACAAACGACCAGAGUUCACAGCAUGGUUACAGGAAGUAAAACAGGUGAACCUGGAACAUCUGGCAAAUUGGGAAGAGAAGCAGAUGUUCAAACAGUUCAUGGAAGAUCACAAUACAGCUACCUUCCCUUCGAAAAAGUACUACAGCCUUGAUAAUUACUACAGGCAUAAAAUGGAGAAGGAAAUUAAAAGAGGUUUUAAGAAGGUUACGCCAACAGAACGUAUUGUAUUCAAUGACGAAGAACAGAAACGGCAAGAAAUGAUGCGAGUGCGUGAAAAGCAAAAGGAAGAAGAAGUAGAGGCUCUGAAGCGCUCAAUGCAGAGUGGACUGGCACAAGCAAUGAAAGAGCAAGCUCAACUCAGGGAAGAGAUGGCUUACCAGUACAAGAUUGGAAACAUGGAGGCUGCUGCUGCUAUUCAGAGAAGGUUGGACCCUGAUGCUGCUGUGUGAAAAAGGUUCACUGUAAUUUCAAGAGUUUAAUUCCGUCAGGUUUCUACUAUAAAAAAGAAACUUCCGUGCAUAGAUUCAUAGCUAGACGGAACUGUUAAGGUACCCUCUGUAUCUGCUGUCCACUUUAGCCUGGUUGUCAUACAUUCUAGGGUGAAAUAUUUGGUGACCGUCGUUCUCCUCAGCGAUUUAGCCAUUUUUGAAGAUGCAUAGUAAAGGAUGUAUGUUGUUUACUGAUUUCUUAGCACAUUGAUCAUCAUGAAAGUCACCCAUCUCCUUUAUGCUUUUGAGAAACACCGAUAUUAUUAAGAGGCAAUGUAUGUGGGAUCCAUCUUAAUUAGAGAGGUAGUUUCGUGUGUCUAGGUAGCAUUACUGAAUGAAUAAUGACAUGACUCUUUCA
This is a messenger RNA of Malus domestica (apple), 1503 nucleotides long. RefSeq lists its product as uncharacterized. Lineage: Eukaryota; Viridiplantae; Streptophyta; Magnoliopsida; Rosales; Rosaceae. The record is from RefSeq and is a predicted model, not a curated record.